This is a messenger RNA of Tyto alba (common barn owl), 5661 nucleotides long. RefSeq names its product lysophosphatidic acid receptor 6-like. Gene Ontology annotation, cellular component: membrane. Lineage: Eukaryota; Metazoa; Chordata; Aves; Strigiformes; Tytonidae. Gene Ontology annotation, biological process: G protein-coupled receptor signaling pathway. The transcript is spliced from 2 exons. The record is from RefSeq and is a predicted model, not a curated record. The coding region runs from base 2923 to 3984 and encodes 353 amino acids. Gene Ontology annotation, molecular function: oxysterol binding; G protein-coupled receptor activity.
CUUGCCAGGGCAGAGCACCAAACCAAAUACUAACGCUGUUUGGGUGUUAAUCAAGCUAACUGCUCCUGCAGGCUCAGGUAUCACAGCUCUUCAUUUUUUAGUAGUCACAGUGCAAGACUACCCGCUGUUGAUGUUUCUGCAAAUGUUUCCUAACUUCUGGUUACUAUAAAAACCUAUGGCGCUUACAGGCUCGUUAUCAAAUCCCGUAGCUGAGUAACCCCGGGUCAGCCAUCCAGAGAGUAAUCUUGAAGUAGCCUAACUGGCUAACUCUGCACUUACAACAAAGAACUGGUGUGGGUUUUUGAUUUGUUUUUUAAAUCCCAGAGCAACUGUUAACAAUAACGUAAAGACGUUUAAUUAAAGAACGUGCUCUUAGCAUGAUAAAAUGUACCAUCAAUAGAGAACUUCUGUACACACUCCUAGUCUGAAUAUUUUUUUCAUGUCUGUCAUUAAUACUUGUUACUUAUUAUUGAGGGGUAUUUAACAUUCUUUUCCUCUUUAUAUUGUUGCAUUACUAAUUCUUUUUGGUUGGUUCAAUUUGGACAUCCAAUAUAUGGGGAGAUCUGUCUUUGAUUGUUUGACAGUGAUGCUUUAAAACUAAAACCAGAGAAACCUUGUGCCUGACCAGAGUUCAAAGACUCGAGCUUGGUUUUACAUGAAUACAUUUCUAAUAAUUUAAUGAACUCAAAAUCCAGUGGAAACAGUGGAAACAAAAGCGUGCUUUUCUGUGGUUUGGUAAAUCAAGUAACUUUGUUCAGAAACAGUUUGGUGGUGCUUUUUGGCUCUCUGGAAGAAACAACAACACUUCCAACCCCCUCCCCCCAAAAAAAACCCAAUAAACAAUUCUGGGGAAGCAAAGCUGAAUUUGGAAUUCGAUCAGACUCCAUACUUUUAAAAUGGUCGAUAAGUAAAUGUUACAUUAUUGCAAGGGCUGAAAGUGGCUAUGUGCUUGGAAAAUAUACGUUUAGUCAUAGACUGUCACUUGUAUUACCUGUCACAGGAAAGGAAAAUGUUUUUCAGACAGGUCGAUGGGGUCCUGCAGUGGGUACGUAGCUGUUUGGGACUGGGUAGGAGACCGACUUGUAAAAUAUUCCAUGUCAGUGAUUUAUUACUCCCCCCAGCCCCUUCCACUGUUCCUUAGUCCUGCUGUAGUUGGGCUUAAAUGGGUUGGUGUCACUUGCUGAGCAGGGCCGGGCGUGGGCGGCUCUGUGCCUCCCGGCCGCAGGGCAGAGCGGGAUCCUGCUUCAGGUGGAGAGGGCUGUGGGGCACCGAGUGAGGCCACAGGCACUGAAAAAAACCCCAGUUACGAGUGGAGUAGGGUGGUGCAGGCAGCUUCUGCCCCUUCCCAAGGCUGUGGCAGCACUGUGCCGGGGGUGUGAGCGGGGCGGCCCUGCGCCAGGGCCCGGGGUGCCGUCGCGCAGCCGUCGGUCAGCACCCAGCGCACAGAAAGGCGCGUCUGGCCUCUGCAGCGCCCGGGACAACGGGCCUGCUCUUCGGAAAAACGACGGUACGGGCCUCCGCCUUCUCUUCCCCUGGUUGCAACACUAUACUUUGAACCUAGAAAAUAUAGGCGCUUUCUUUUCUUAAAAAAAUAGUUCAGUGGCUUUUGCUCUGGCGAAACUCUGAGAUAAAGAUUGUUUCAAGUCCCGUGCUGCUUAAAGUUGUGGCUGAGCCAGGCCUGGUUUUGUGUUCAUUUUCCUGUGUGUGUGCAAACCCUUUGCUAUUAGGUGAAAGAUCCAUGUCAGCAGAUACCAUGUAAGCUUGCCUACUUAAAGUGAAACCAUUUUUUUCCUUUGUAAUCUUCCAGUUAUCUCAAGUGCUUUUGACUUCAUUACACAAACUGUUAGGAGGAAGUGUGAUUUCAGAGUUUCCUUUGGAAAGUACCCAACCAGCUUUGUAUUUUUGUGCUUUCAAUGGCUCGACUUUAGGUAUGUGGUGCACACUGUAGCUGGGUUUAAUUUCUCCACUGUCUUUAAGGGCUUCUGUUUCGGUGUCUCUGUUUGGCUUAGUUACCCAGAUUUCAGGUAUUCAGAGACCUGACCUGUCUUGGCUGAAGUGCUGAACCCUUCCAUCUACUGCCAUUACGGUUGUACGUACUACAGUAUGUACAUACUACAUAAUGUACCGUACUACUGACAAUCCACCCUGGGCCCUGCCAAACAGGGCUGGGGAUGGUGCUGCUGGUGGUGAACAGCCUGGUGGGGAUGCCAACUACUUGUUUCGGUUCCAUGCUUUAAGUACCAUUUCUUGAUUUUAACAGGAAGGUUCCACACACGCUCUUCAUGAAACUGCAGUUCAGUCGUGCAGAGUACUGGGUUAACUCUCUUGCUGGAGUAGCUGAAAAAGCAGUCCUGCUUGUAUUUUUUGCCACUACUGCUUUUCUCUUUUCCUGGGAAGCCUGCACAAUCCCUUCACGGCAGCGUUUUAAGGACAGGAUAAUAUCAUCCAUCUCUCAGCAAUGACACGGGAAUUUUGGUAGGGCUUAGGAAUGGGGAGUUAAUUACAGGGCUCCAAAGGUGGAUCACUGCUACAGUUCUCCCAUACUGCCUCAAUUGCUGGCCCAUCCUUCCCCAAAGCUCUAGCCUUCUACAGGUCUCUCUUGGCUUGGGGGGAAUUGCUAUCCCUGUUUCAGUAUUGUCACCCUGUGUGAUUUUAAUGCCAUUAAAUACUCUGUCUGCUGUGUAAGCUUCAGAUGCUUGAGUGUUAAAUGAUUUAUUUUCCCUUAGAGGGGCACUGCUUUCCAUCUGACUGUACCAAGGACGGACCUCGGAGCCCCAGACUUCACCAGGCUCGACAGCGCUCAGCUGUGUAGCUUUAGCUCUUACCCACUUGAGACUAAAUAAACCUCAAGAACAUCCCGAGCUAAGGGACGGCUUAAGACUUUUAUCCCACGUUGGCUAUCCCUGCGCUCCAGAAGAAAUCAUGGCAGGUAUCUCCUGGACUGUGGGAGUCUCCAAUGAGACGGUCACCAAUGCCAGUUCAGAGCUCAGUUUGGAAGCAGACUUCCAGUAUUCCUUGUUUACUGUCAUCUACAGCAUCGUCUUCGUGCUGGGACUGGUAGAGAAUCUUGUAGCUCUGUACCUCCUGUCCUGCAGAGUCAAGCACACUUCUCAUUCCUAUGUGUACAUGAUUAAUCUAGCUCUGGCAGACACCUUGUUUGUUUGUGUGUUGCCUUUUAAAAUUCAUUACCACCUGCAUCAGAACAACUGGCUCUUUGGUGACAUGGCUUGUAGGAUAACUGGGACUCUGUACUACGCCAACAUCUGCCUGAGCAUUGCCUUCUUCACCUGCAUCUGCGUUGACCGUUACAUUGCGGUGUUGCACCCCUUCACGUACAUCCAGAUCAAAGUCACCCAUUACGUGAUGGUGGUCGCGGUCCUUUGGGUGGUCGCUCUGAGUGUCAUGGUCCCACUGAUCCUCGGAGGUCCCCUCCACAACAGCGGCGUGAGGAACGUGACAGCAUGUUUUGAGAACUUUGCUACAAGUAGCUGGACUUACCGCAUGGCGCCUUAUAACAUUCUGGCUUUAGUUUUUGGGUUUGUGAUCCCGUUUUCCAUCAUUCUGAUCAGCUACCCUCUUAUAGCUAAGAGGAUCUCCCAGAUCAAACACAGCAAUCGCAAGAGGAAGGCCCUGAGCACCAUCUACAUCAUCCUGGCCAUUUGUACUUUGUGCUUUCUCCCGUAUCAUCUCACUCACUUGCUCCACUUUCUAAUGAGAAUCCAGGUCAUCCAGAAUAAGUCAUUUACCAACUUGAUCUACAAAAUGCGAAGGAUCACCUUGGCCCUCGUGAGUUUCAACUGUUGCCUUAACCCUCUCUUGUACUACUUCACCUCUUCCACCAAGCAGUGGCGCUUCAACUUCAAGCUCAGAUUCAGGUCUAAAGUGGUGUACACAAUCUGUGACCAGAAAUCUGGGGAGUUCUCCUACGUGUAUAAACUACACCAGAGACAUGGAAAGAAAAAAAACAGAGAUGGAGUCAACUGAUCUACCUAAAAACCACGCCUCUUCUGAGAACUGCGUUUUCCACUCUGUGAAACAUGAGACUUUAGACAGAAUUUAUCAUUUGUGGGUUACCGGAGUCACCAGAAAACCACGGGCCUGGCUGACAAACCUGCCAACAGUUUGCUUCAGAGGUGAUUUUGGUAACAGAUACCCAGCCUUGCUGUUCCUUCCCACGCCACCCCCAAACUUUAUAAAGCGCGUAUCUGCUACCGGCCUGUGGCAUGCAGGACUGCUGAGCAGCUGAGAAGGGAAGAGACUUGGCACAGGGCUGGUUUAACAGGACCAAGGUUUGUCCAGGCAGGGCGAGGUGCCCAGCUGGGAUUUCCAUUUCCAAAUAGAGAAAAUGCAGGUGAAAAGUCACACUUGGACUGGGGGCUCUGCAGCAGGGGUGGGGGGCCCAGGUUAGGCUGUUACUGGACUCUGAACAAGAACUGUUGCAGCCUUAGAGGAGGGAGGGGGCGGGAUUAUUGUGGCAGGAUGGUGUAGGGAGGGAAAGGAGCAUGUCUCUGAUGUAGUAGCUUCUCCUUGCACAGUGGCUGGUGCAGCUUCUGCCCCUGUUGAGCCAAUUUUCUGACAGCAGCCGAUGCCCCAGCUGACUCUGAGGACAGGAGGCAAGAGGCCUGGAAAAGCAGCAGCAGGGCUGUGGGGGUGCAGCGGGGUCCUGGUGUGUGGAAAAAACCCCCUGGAUGACGAUGGUCUGUACUGAUCAGUUCAAGCCCAUCAAUACACCACUGCAGCAACUGGAGGUGGACGCAGAAUGCAAACACCGAGCAGAUCCAAAAUUACUGAGAGACCUUGGGAGGCAGCGGGGCUCUGGCUUGCAGGAGGUACAGCGACCUGCAGGUUGAAUCACACUGAAGUAGACACCUGUUACCGCUGAUGGGUCAGUCACAGACCUCUCCCUUCCCGGACUUUGCUUGUAGCUUGGAUGAAUUUUUAAAUAUCAGUGGGAAAACCUGCACAAACUCUUCUAAAAUAUUGAAAAGAACGAUAAUUCCUGUGUUCCUCUGCUUGACAGGGCUUGGUAAGACAAGUGCAAAUCCUUGCACUUGUAAAAUGGAGAUGAGGAAAGCCUCGGAGGGAGUAUUAGCACAAAUGAAUCUUUUACCUUUCGUGAGACUGCUAUUUUUGUCCCAUUUUAUAGGCUAUGGAAAAGCUUCCCAGGACUGUUCUUUCCAACUAAGCACUAUUUUUAUGUUCUGGACAAAGGAAGAAAAUUUUUGUUAGAGACUCUAUCCAGGAAUGCAGCUUUUCUGCAGCCUUGACAGCUGUCACUGAGGGAAGUAUGGAUAAUUAAAUAGAUGUUAUGUUGCUGGGUAAAUAGCACCUUUGGGGCUUUAUACUCUUGCAUUUUCAUUGUGCAGCUUUGAAAGCUCCUUGUAUCACGCAGCACUGCUGAGGUUUUAAGGGAAAUGAACUGGGGAAGGGGAAGAAUGCUGAAUAUACUUCACCUUACUGGGUAAGCAACAGAAACCUUGUUCCUGGGAUACUUUAAGAACAGGCUGCACUGGGCCCCGGUCGGGCUUCCGAGGGGGAAGGUGGUGAAGGGUAGACACUGUCACUGCAGGAAUUGGACAAACACUGUAAUUCCUUUGUUAAAACAAAACCAGAAAAACACAUUGACAAUGUAAACAAAAUAAAAUCUAAAUCUCUCUGAAA